AUGAAAGGAGAAACGAAAAACGUCAAAACUGUUGAAGAGAAAUCCAAGUCUAUAUCUUUAAGUGUCAAGGAAACUUUAACGGGCCUACGAGAAGUUACCGGGACUAGUCAAAUAGAUGAGAGUUAUCUGAUCGCAGAUAAGCUUGCCUCCAGACAGUCCAUCGAUGUGGCACUAGCUCACGACCGUGGACCAGGCAAAAUUGCACAUCUAUUGAGAAAGCUCGCAAGGGAGUCUGACCAGUUCUGUGAAAUCCAAAAGAAAGAAGAACAGAAAAUUGAAAAUUACCGAAAAAUUUCGGCCAGAUUAACAAACAUCAGUGUCUCCGCUGAUGACGUGGUCGCUUCGCAGUUAGCUCGCUCGAUGGUAACGCGAAGGGAUUGUCAGAGUUUGAUUGAAAAGAACGAUGAGGAUUGUACGAUUAUUUGGGAGGAGAUGAUCAAUAUACUGUCGGAAGAGACAAAGCGAGCCAUUGACCAGCACUUGCAUCUCGCGUUGACUAAUGAGAUGAUGCGAGGAAUUACAACAAUUGGAGAAGUCUCCAAGAAACGGAAGAGAGUCGAUACAGAGGAUUUUGUCGAUCCGCAACCGAGGGAUGACAAUGACACGAGGAUUGCACAUGUUAUCGAGGAAAGUCCAAGCGUAAACAACGGGGCCUUUCAGAUCAACAGACGGCAAGGAACGGGUACUCCGAGUCUUUCAAUUACACAGCAAGAACAGAAGCAGGACCCAGAGGAUAAUGAAUUGGAGCAAUGCUCCACGAUUGAGCAGUUGAGACUCAAGGUUAAAAGUCAAGAGGAGAAGAUUGCCUUUUUGACGGAAGAAAAUAAAACGGUUGGUCCUGAUUCAGAAAUAUCAGAUGCACGGAGCCAGAAAUUUGACUUCUCACUUACCACAGUUGCAAGCUAA
Messenger RNA from Psilocybe cubensis, 906 nucleotides. RefSeq lists its product as uncharacterized. NCBI's taxonomy places the organism in Eukaryota, Fungi, Basidiomycota, Agaricomycetes, Agaricales, Agrocybaceae. The coding region runs from base 1 to 906 and encodes 301 amino acids. The record is from RefSeq and is a predicted model, not a curated record. The transcript is spliced from 3 exons.